This is a messenger RNA of Cheilinus undulatus (humphead wrasse), 1304 nucleotides long. RefSeq names its product HUS1 checkpoint clamp component (gene hus1). Gene Ontology annotation, cellular component: nucleolus; checkpoint clamp complex; site of double-strand break. NCBI's taxonomy places the organism in Eukaryota, Metazoa, Chordata, Actinopteri, Labriformes, Labridae. The transcript has 8 exons. The coding region runs from base 99 to 956 and encodes 285 amino acids. The record is from RefSeq and is a predicted model, not a curated record. Gene Ontology annotation, biological process: nucleotide-excision repair; mitotic DNA replication checkpoint signaling; telomere maintenance.
CCUAGGCGGUGCGUUUCAAAAACAACCCGCCGUAACUCGAUCAGGUUCCAGUGUUUCCCCUCUCAGAGGUCGGAGUUUGAGUUUAUUGAGGACUCAUCAUGAAGUUUAGAGGGAAAAUCAUCGAUAUCGCGUGUCUGAAUCAUUUCAGCCGCGUCAUCACCACCAUCUCCAAACUGACCAAAAUGUGCGUCCUGCGGCUGACUCCAGACAACCUGUUCUUUGUUCUGUCAGAGAAAGUGGCCAACGGAGGGGUGAGCAUGUGGUGUGAACUGUCUCAGGCCAACUUCUUCGAUGAGUACCAGAUGGAGGGCGUAUCCUCUGAAGACAACGAGAUCUGUCUGGAGGUGACUCCUGAGAAUCUGUCCCGGGCCCUGAAGACAGUCCAGAACGCCAAAGCUGUCAAAAUCAAGCUGACCAAGAAGCACUGCCCCUGCCUCACCAUCGCCGCUGAGCUGCCCACCCUGUCCAGCAUCAGUCGAGUGGUCACUCAUGAUGUUCCCGUCGACGUUAUCCCACGGAGACUCUGGCACGAGUUCAAAGAGCCGCACAUGCCGGACUUUGACGUCAGUAUCUACCUGCCUCCUCUGAAGACCAUGAAGAACGUCGUGGACAGAAUGAAGAACCUCUCCAACUUCCUGGUCCUGGAGGCCAACCUGAGCGGAGAGAUGAACCUGAAGAUCGAGACGGACCUGGUUUCUGUCACAACUCACUUCAAAGACCUGGGAAACCCUCCAUGGGGUGAUGACGCCUCGCAGGACGGGGGCCCGUCUCAGAGCAGGGACCCGGAGGCCAUGGCCCAGGCGCGGGUGGACAUCAGGAAGCUGCAGCAGUUCCUCAUGGGUCAGCAGGUCAACCCCAGCAAGGCCAUGUGCAACAUCGUCCAUGAGCGGGUCGUCCACCUGAUUCUGCUGCAUGAAGACGUGUCGCUGCAGUACUUCAUCCCCGCCGUGGCGUAGAAGCUCCGCCCACAUCAGCGUUAUUUCUGCUCUUAAGAGGAAUGACUCUGGAGCCGUCUGUUAGACAGUAAGAGGGUUUAAACAUGGACAAAGACCUCCUGAGACUAAUUCAGCGUGUCUGUCUGUCCUACGCUUUAAUGAAACGGACGUUUCUGUUCACCACUCUUCUCUGGGAGAUUUCAGCGCCAGCCGCUAAUGGAAGUACCGACAUGCUGGAAAUCUCUAUCAGGGACCAGUGUCAGUGUUUCCACAGAUCGACGGCCAUCCUGUCCAGUGUGAUUAAUGUUUUUUGUUUCUGUUUUGACAGUAUUCAUCAACAGUGUGUUUUAUAAAGAUGCUCAGAUAUCA